This is a messenger RNA of Solea solea (common sole), 680 nucleotides long. RefSeq names its product tetratricopeptide repeat domain 32 (gene ttc32). Bases 51 to 455 code for a protein of 134 amino acids. Lineage: Eukaryota; Metazoa; Chordata; Actinopteri; Pleuronectiformes; Soleidae. Gene Ontology annotation, molecular function: protein binding. The transcript has 3 exons. The record is from RefSeq and is a predicted model, not a curated record.
ACAAAGAAGAAGAAGAAGAAGAACCAGGACAAGUUGACAGAAACCUGCUCAUGGAGACAGACAGUUUGCUUGAACAUGCGAACUCUGAGUUUAAAAAGAAGAGUUUCAAACAAGCAGAGGAGCUGUAUACUCACUUUAUCUCCUCGUGUUUACAGUGCAGAAACUGUGAAGCUGGUGACUUGGCCACUGCCUAUAACAAUCGCGGACAGAUAAAGUACUUCCGGGUGGAUUUUCAUGAAGCAGUAGAGGAUUAUACUUCAGCAAUACAAGCCAACAGUCACUUUGAAAUACCGUUCUACAACAGAGGACUCAUACAUUAUAGACUGGGCUUUUUCGAUGACGCCAAGAUGGACUUCCAGCAAGCAUUAAAGCUCAAUCCAGAGUUUGAAGAUGCCAAAGAGAGUCUGCAACAGACACUUCUGGACCAGCAGCAGAAGACAGACAGGGGACACUGACAAUCUCAUGAACUCCGAAGCACAAGUGAAAAGAUGUCAUUAUUGAAUGUGAAGAUAUUCUAUUAUGUGUUAAACAAAUUUUUAUGAAGCACAAUUAGCCUAAUGCUUGCUCAUUGUGUGAACUGUUGGGGUUCUCUGCUCUCCUUGAUGUUGUCUAUGUACAGUGCCUUGAGAUAAUGUAUGUUAUGAUUUGGCGCUAUACAAAUAAAAUUGAAUUGAAUUGAA